GUGUUUUGCUUUUUGCAACUUUUUUUUCGCAUAAGAUGACUUCAAGUGGUGCAUCCUCCUCAACCGCAGUUCCUCCUCUGCCUCAAACCUCCACCAAAUUCUUCGUUCAAAGAGGGGGAGCUCCUUUGAACCCCCCUGACUCAGAGUCACAGACUGAAGUCGAAUAUCAGGUUGAAAAAAUUCUGGACAAACGUCUAGGAAAAGAUGGCAAACCAGAGUACCAUAUCAAAUGGGUGGGAUACGACUUGUUAGACGCCACUUGGGAGCCAGAGUCUAAUCUGUCUUGUCCCAGGAAGAUCGACGACUUCGAGACUGUCAUGAAGGCUGUCCAGCUCAAGUUGGAACAGGCCGCAUACCGCAAGAAGAAAGAGACGGAAGGCAAACAGCUGAAAGAGUACAUCCAGCCAGCACAGAGAAUAAUCGAGUGUGGACAAAACGACAAAGGACAGACAUUCUUCCUGAUCAAGUGGAGCCACACUGAGAACAUGGACUUGAUUCACAGACAGGAGGCGGUGGAGAAGUACCCCCAGUUGGUUAUCGAUUUCUACCGAUCAGCCAUCAUUUGGGAGUAGAUAGAAUCAGAAUAUUAUGGAAGAGAUGAAGAAGACGCAAUAUCAAAAUCUGGAUAAUUUUCAAAGGGAAAAAGAAGCGACUAUCUCAAUAUUUGAAAGGCUUUUUUACCAUUUACUAGAUAAUUUUGUUGAAGAGAUCAAGAAGCCGCAAUAUUUAAA
Symsagittifera roscoffensis is the source of this 731-nucleotide messenger RNA. RefSeq names its product chromobox protein homolog 1-like. The record is from RefSeq and is a predicted model, not a curated record. The transcript has 3 exons. Lineage: Eukaryota; Metazoa; Xenacoelomorpha; Acoela; Convolutidae. Gene Ontology annotation, molecular function: chromatin binding. Bases 36 to 572 code for a protein of 178 amino acids. Gene Ontology annotation, cellular component: nucleus; pericentric heterochromatin. Gene Ontology annotation, biological process: negative regulation of transcription by RNA polymerase II; chromatin organization.